GAACAGCUUAUAAUUGUUAUUUAAAAAUAGUAAAUGAUGACAUUAUAUCAUCUUAUUUAUAUUACUUAUUUAUGUUUUUAUCAGACAGGCAUAUAGUUUUAAUAAUUAUUAAUAUGAUGUAUAAAUAUUAUUGAAAUAUAUUAUACAUAUUGAUUUAAUAAUGGCUUCAUACUCAUUGUCUUGUAGAUGAUGCAUUUUUACGCAGAAAAAUAGCUGAUUCUACCAACACAGAAGAUAGAACCCGAACAACUGAAGCUAAAAGAGGCCGUUGGGAACAACCAGAAGUUCAACUUCGAGAUAUUGAUGACCGUUGGGAACGAGUUUUAGAACAAGUUGCUAGAUCUCAAAGAGGCGAAACACAGUAUAGUGAUGUCCAAGGAGAUAAAUCAUCUCUUUUAGAUAUACCAAUUGAUCCUAGUAUGUCUUCCAAUAAGCCUCCUGUGCCAGUUAGAACUGCACCUUUGUGGAAUGAAAUGAUGCCACAAUUUAAUCCAUUUAACUUAAUGAAUCCAAUGAAUGUAAUAGAUUCUGCUAUGUUUAUGGGUCAGUAUGGUGUAAUGGGUAAUAUGUUGACUUCACCUCCUUCUAUAAUAGUCAAUCAUACGGCUCCAAGACCAUCGGAAACCAAUGUUGUUCAACCUGAUAAACGUAUAAUACAACUUGAACAAUGUACCUUAUAUCCACCUCCAGCUAAUGCACCAGCGCCAACAUCUAGAGAACGGCCUCCUGGUUGCCGUACGGUAUUUGUUGGCGGAUUACCAGAAAGUAUUACUGAAGAUAUAGUGAAGUCUAUUUUCACUAAUUAUGGAGAAAUAUUAACCAUUCGUUUGAGUAACAGGAAGUUUUGUCAUAUACGUUUUGAAAAUGAAUGUUCUGUGAAUCUUGCAUUAGAAUUAUCAGGAUAUCGUUUAGUGAUGAAAGGUCAGGAGCUAGUAUCUGCUUCACGUUUACAUGUGGAUUAUGCUCAGGCUCGCGAUGAUCAAUAUGAAUGGGAAAUGAAGAAAAGACAUUUAAUGCGUGAAGAAAGACGUCAACAACAAACACGCUCAAACCCCCCUCCAUCCCCUCCAUUAAUUCCACAUUUUACAGAAGCUAAAGCUUUAAGCAUAAGUGAAGAAAUUAAGGCUGAUACAGCUUUUUUAAAUGCUGUACAAGUGGUUAUUACUUGGUUAGAAAGAGGUGACUGUAAUAAGCGUAAUGUUAAUAUUUUCUAUUCAAUUAUCCAAUCUACCAACUCUCAUGUACGACGUUUACUAUCUGAAAAAAACCAGUUUGAGGAAGAACUAAAAAAUUUAAAAGAACUCACAAAGCGCCGUAUGCAAACUAUCCUCUUGCAAUUCACCCAGAUCGAGAAAGUGUUUACUUCUGCAUCACACAAGAAGGUUUGGGAUCAUUUCACAAAGGCGCAAAGAAAGAACAUUGAGACAUGGAAGAAGCAGGCAAUGGCAUUAUCAAAAUUGGGUAUUGAUGAUGAAGAUGAGAUGAUUGGAGGCGAUGAAAUGGAUCUUUCAGAUGAUGAGGGCAAUACAAAGAAGUCGAAAUGUAAAUCUGAUCCUAUUCAAUUACAGGAUGAAAACGACCACUUAAAAUGUGAGCUUGAAGCCUAUAAAAAUGAAAUAAGCAUGAUGAAAGCUAGUCUACAAACUUCUGAUCAAAAAGAUAUACAAAUAAAUUACUUACAACAACAACUAUUGUCUACCCGGCAAGAACUCAAUUCUCUUACAGAAAAGUUAUCUGAUAUUCAAAAAAACAAUCAAGAAAUCACUAACCAUAACCCAAGUGCUACAAAUGAAGAUGAAGUGAUUGAAAUCAAUGAUGAACAAGACGUACAAAUUACUUCAAAUAAUUUUUCGGAACUUCAAUUAAAAUUAUUAAGCAUUAUUUCAAUUUACUUAAAUAUUCAUCCAUUUGGCGCUUGUAUUGAAAACAUUGUAAAUUAUAUUAAAAAUAUUGAUGGCAAUGUAACAAUACGACAAGUAGAAAAUUUGCUUUUAAUAAACAGAAACUUGUUUAAAAGGUUCCAGCAUGAUGAUGAAGAAGUUCGCUGGAAAUUAGUUAGUUUUCAUAAACAUUAGUAAAACAAUUUUUUUUUUUUAUGAAAGUUGUAU
Molecule: messenger RNA, 2108 nt
Organism: Adelges cooleyi (spruce gall adelgid)
Lineage: Eukaryota; Metazoa; Arthropoda; Insecta; Hemiptera; Adelgidae
Product: ecto-NOX disulfide-thiol exchanger 1
Exons: 11
Coding region: 420-2075 (551 amino acids)
Biological process (GO): ultradian rhythm
Cellular component (GO): plasma membrane; external side of plasma membrane
Molecular function (GO): RNA binding; protein-disulfide reductase activity
Source: RefSeq, a predicted model, not a curated record